Molecule: messenger RNA, 800 nt
Organism: Nelumbo nucifera (sacred lotus)
Lineage: Eukaryota; Viridiplantae; Streptophyta; Magnoliopsida; Proteales; Nelumbonaceae
Gene: RPS18C
Product: S18 ribosomal protein
Biological process (GO): translation
Cellular component (GO): cytosol; ribosome; small ribosomal subunit
Molecular function (GO): RNA binding; structural constituent of ribosome
Source: RefSeq, a predicted model, not a curated record
CCAAAACCCUAAGUUCACCCACUUUGAGGUUGAGGUUUUUACUUCCCGCGGUCGUUCCCAGGGCGCCAAGGUCCAGACGUCCAUUCCAGUCCACCCAUCCAACAGAACAGAAUGUCUCUGGUUGCCAACGAAGAUUUUCAGCACAUUUUGCGUGUUUUGAACACCAAUGUCGACGGGAAGCAGAAGAUCAUGUUUGCCCUCACCUCAAUUAAAGGUAUUGGCAGGCGAUUCGCGAAUAUCGUCUGCAAGAAGGCUGAUGUCGAUAUGAACAAGAGGGCUGGUGAGCUAUCGGCAGCUGAGCUGGAGAAUCUUAUGGUGAUCGUUGCGAAUCCCCGGCAGUUCAAAAUCCCAGACUGGUUUUUGAAUAGAAAGAAGGAUUACAAGGAUGGGAGGUAUUCUCAGGUGGUGUCGAAUGCAUUGGAUAUGAAGUUGAGAGACGACUUGGAGCGUUUGAAGAAGAUUAGGAACCAUCGUGGUCUGAGGCACUACUGGGGUCUCCGUGUUCGUGGUCAGCACACCAAGACCACAGGACGCAGAGGAAAGACUGUUGGUGUUUCCAAGAAGCGUUGAGUUAUUCUUCUUCUCGUAUAUUUAAAGGUAAACUACUAUCUAGUCGACAGGAGAGAUUCUUUGUGUUUGCGUCUUUUGAGAUGUUACUUCCCCUAUUUCAGAAGUAGAGUAGUGGCUAGAUUUACUCGUAUGUGUUUGAUUAAUUAGUAUAGUUUUUCUUUUAAAUGAAUAUUAUUUGGCAUCUUUUCUUAGUCAAACAUUUUUAUAUAUGGGUGUUUUUCUUUUCUUAA